AUGGCGCUUCACGGCGGGACGCGUCGUUCCCCAGUUGGUCCAAAGCUGGUAAUGGCGUAUCUGCUGGUCAUCUUUUUAUCUUUGCUAGGACCGGGCGCGCAAUCCCAGACAGUCCAGCCAACCAAGAUUGAGGGCAAGCUGGUUUACAAGGACGCCCAUGUUCGGAAGAUCUGGUCGCUAGUCACUAUGAGUACUGGUGUCGUGUACACCCUUCCCAGCCAGCCAAUUGACGCCAGCUUGGGGAGCGCCAUCCCAGCGGGAAGCACUGUGUCGUUGAAUUGUAUCGCGGCUGCCAGCCAGCCCACAAACUGCACCGCUACAACCGCAGCAAGGAUCACUACGAGUGCGGCGCCUGUCCCGACCACCGACUUAAAGAUCAAGCUCCUCGUGAUGGUUUUGAGCCUCACUGGAACCUGCACAAAGACAGGGGCCACAGUCACUUCUGUACAGACAGCGUACACCAGUCCGACUGGCUACGCCAACUUCCUCCGCAAUUGCAGCUACGGCAAAGUUGUGUACGACACCGUGACGGUCGUCGCAACGCCCGUGGCAUGCAGCAGCACCAUUCUUAAUAACUGUAAUGAGGAUGCCAUGGCAACAGCGGCCAAGGCGUCGGUAACUGCACAGAGAGGAGCAAGCUUCCUGAACAGCUUCACCCACUUCUCCUACGUGCUGCCCAACGGCAUGGUAAACACAUGCGGCUGGGUGGGUUUGGCGGAGCUGCCCGGAACUCAGACCUGGUACACCCCGGACCAGGAUGGCAUCUUCGACAAAGGCACGGUAAUGCAGGAGAACAUCCAUAAUCUCAACAUUUACCAUGGGUGGAAGGCCGGGGUCGAGUACAACGACUACUCUACCUCCAUGGGAAUGGGUCAGAGCUGCCCCUCAGCCCCAGAGCUUUGGCGCCUGGGCUGGGCAACCGUCCUGGACCUGCUUAACUCCAAUAACUUCCCCGCCAAUGCCUUCAAAACGUACACCCUGCCGGCUACUUCAGCGUCUUCAAUGGGCAACAUGAUCAAGUUGCAGACUGACUGGAUGCCGUCAUACACAAAGAAUGUAUACUUGGCCCUGCGCACCAUUGGAGGUGGCGACCAAGAUCUGAAGGCUGAAUUCGACCGGAAGGUAAACAUCCACGAGCUCAACAAAGACAUCGACAACAACUUCAUGGCGAGGGGUGAUCCAAGAGUCACAAUCAUUGGCACUGUUGCGGCCUCAAGCUCUAUGGACCUGCCUGCCUACAAAUUGUUCAUCCGUACCGGAGUCCUCCUGGAGUCUGGAACCAAGAUAGUGGUCAAGGUGUGCCGAUACACGGCAUCGAGCAGCGCCUGUCAGGACGCAGCCCAGGCGUCGCCUCCGCCACCAAGCCCGCCACCGCCUACUGUGGUCAAGAAGUCCCCGCCGCCGCCGCCGCCGGUUAAGAAGUCCCCGCCGCCGCCGCCGCCGCCGCCCCCGCCGAGUCCGCCGCCACCCAGCUCGCCCAAUAAGUCGCCGCCGCCCCCACCCAAUAAGUUCAAGAAGUCGCCGCCGCCCCCACCCCCACCAACCCCACCCCCACCAGCCCCACCCCCACCUGCAUCAAAGAAGUCUCCCCCGCCCCCACCCCCGGGAACAAGGAAGUCGCCACCACCGCCGCCAAAGAGGAAGUCAUCACCACCACCACCACCCGAUGCUCCACCGCCGAUUGAAGAAGCCCCUCCGCCUGAUUACUCUAGCCCUCCAUCUGGCGGUGGCGAUGCACCGCCACCGUAUGAUGCACCGCCCCAAAGUUGGGCCUAAGGAAAUUGCCUUGGAAGUUGCAGAUACGAAGAUGUUAAUGCUUAUUGCUUGCCUCCACAUGUUGUGGCGAUAAGAUAAUUUUGUGUAUACAUGAUACAUGUAUUAUGUGGUGCAUGAGCACCUAUUGAUCCAUCGGGUUCAGAGCUGGUCCGACGAGGCUUCAUGCCGUACAUAAAGCAUCAAAAGGUGUUCAUCACCUUGAUUGCGGCAGAGCGAGUCGCGCGUAUUUGGAAGGUGGAUACCUCUUAAUGCCCACGUGUGUCACUUCCUGCACGCCAAGUCUACAGCAUUUCUAUUCUGGUCGUACAUUUCCUGGAUUUGCAUGUCCAUCCGUCCAUUAAGUAGAUUGCCUCUAUAGCGUGUCAGCCAUAAAAUUCAUCGCAUUGCGUAUCCAUGCGUGCCUUGGUAAUAUGACAAGGGUUUUCAGAAAGGAGGGCAGCAGCGCGCAACAGCACAGAGUAUGUGCAUGUGCGCGAACGUUCUCGACUAGCCACAGAAUUGAUGAUUGCAGGAAUGUUAACCGUUAAGUUAAAUUGUGCGACUCGGGUCGGCGAGUGAGAUGAGGGCAAGAUGAUGGCGAGACGCUUGCAGCUGGUGGUGGCUGGUGGUGGUGCACUGUUAUUAAAACAAAUUCUGUAGCAGUAUCCACUUCAAUGUCGUAUCCUUACACGCCAUACCCACUUCAAUGCCGUACCCAUUUAAAUGUCGUAGCCCCG
Molecule: messenger RNA, 2492 nt
Organism: Volvox carteri f. nagariensis
Lineage: Eukaryota; Viridiplantae; Chlorophyta; Chlorophyceae; Chlamydomonadales; Volvocaceae
Gene: vmp42
Product: metalloproteinase, extracellular matrix glycoprotein VMP42
Exons: 10
Coding region: 1-1776 (591 amino acids)
Source: RefSeq, a predicted model, not a curated record